UUCUGACAUUUGAAGAAAGAGUGUUUUUCAUCGGUUACGAGCUGCAAUAUGAAGUUUCUUCUCUUCACGGCAUUUGUUGCAACUMUUUCCUGUGCCAAUGCAGGCAAGACAGCAAGGCUGCUGGCAGCUAUGAAUGCUGGGAUGCUCAAUGGGAUGAUGGCUGGAGGUCUGAACCCAUUGGUAGCUGGUGGUGGAGUUGGUUUAAUUGGGCAGCCCCAGUUUGCUCAGUUUGUUCCUGGACUUCCUGCUUUAGCUCUCCGACCUCCUGUUGCUAACAUGUUCCCUGCAGCCRUCAAUGCGUACCAGGUUCCUUUCGUGGGUGUUCCUCAAAUGGCUCAAUUGCCUCCUCCUCCUCAGCAACCUCAGAUGGGGAUGGCAGGUGGAGCCAUGCAACAACAAUUUCCAAUGGGGGUGAUGGGUGGAGCCAUGCAACAACAACUUCCAAUGGGGAUGAUGGGUGGAGCCAUGCAGCAGCAGCCUCAGAUGGGGGUGGCAGGUGGAGUCAUGCAGCAGCAGCCUCAGAUGGGGAUGGCAGGUGGAGCCAUGCAGCCGCAGCCUCCUGUUCAGCCAGAUCCUCUCAGGAGAUUCAGGCGACAGGUUGUGAAAUCAGCAGGCACUGAAAAGUCCAGUGUGGACACACAGAUUCCAGUUCCCACUGAGUCAGCAACAACCAAUCCUCCAUGUGACAACAACAUUUAUCCUGAGGCGAAUUGAGUUCAUCCUGUUAAAAUGUCCCAGUGUUCACGGUGCCAGGAGGCUUGUCUCAUAGUUUGCACUAUGUUUCUGCAACUUCAACCGCAAUAAAAUUGGUUCAUAAUGUCACAAAAUUGAUUUUGAAUAAAAAGUUACACUAAAA
Austrofundulus limnaeus is the source of this 856-nucleotide messenger RNA. RefSeq names its product secretory calcium-binding phosphoprotein 9 (gene scpp9). The transcript is spliced from 12 exons. The record is from RefSeq and is a predicted model, not a curated record. NCBI's taxonomy places the organism in Eukaryota, Metazoa, Chordata, Actinopteri, Cyprinodontiformes, Rivulidae. The coding region runs from base 49 to 714 and encodes 221 amino acids.